This is a messenger RNA of Aspergillus aculeatus ATCC 16872, 3501 nucleotides long. RefSeq lists its product as uncharacterized. Bases 1 to 3501 code for a protein of 1166 amino acids. The record is from RefSeq and is a predicted model, not a curated record. The transcript is spliced from 3 exons. NCBI's taxonomy places the organism in Eukaryota, Fungi, Ascomycota, Eurotiomycetes, Eurotiales, Aspergillaceae.
AUGGCGUGCUCCUCGAAGUAUCCGGGAUUGCAGUCCCACGGCCAAAGAGCAGAUAAAAUAACAGUACCGCCGCCUGAGCACUCCUCGGAUUCGAAUGAAUGGACCACACUGUACAUCGUCUCGGCUCCCUUGCCUCCCAGCAUCUCUGCCGUCCAGUUCAAAAUCACCAGUCAUGACCAGGGGUGGUGCAGUGACCCGGACAAUGGAAGCUGGUCCUGGUUCGAUGCGUCAAUCUUAGGCUCGUGGCACGAAGACCAGCCUCCAGCAUUUGAGGACCUGUCCGACCCUAUCUACCUCAAAUCCUCUCCCCACGACUUUGGCCAAAUGCUGCAGGAUCGCGGGUUCUAUUUCAAGGACAUUCCCGGCCGGAAGGAUGAGGAUAACAUGAGAUCUCCAGGCGUGACCAGGUGCGUCGUCAAGAACAAGAUUCAGACGGGGUGGCAAAAUCACACCGUGACUUGGCGACUGGAGGACGGUGGAGAGAAUGCCGAAUUCCUCUCGCUCCUCGAAGAAGGCGAUCGAUUGGUUGUAUGGGCACGGGCAAAGUUUCGUGGAUGGCUGAACGUCGUAAAAGAAGUCGAGAUUCUGAUAUCAACGGAGAGAGUACAAGACUUUGCACAGCCGGUGCAGAGCCCUCCGAUCGAUCAACUCAAUGUUGUUGAACCUUCAGGUUCGCAAGCACGGAACGAUGAUUCUCUUCCUGGCAUCGGACUGCCCAGUGUCGAGGCUCCUAAGCUGGAUCUUGCCAGGCUCCAGCAGUAUGUCUCUGGAUUGGAUUUCCAAGAGUCUCCCCACGCGCGCCAGGUGUUUUCCAGAUACGAAAAGAGCCUGGCUACAAUGCCCAUGAAUCACCCUGAGAGGCCAGGGCUCCUCGGUAAAAUGGGUGUCUUCUUAUUUAAACGUUACAAGUACAGUAAAGACCCGACUGAUUUAGGGAAAGCCAUUGCUUACCUUCAACUGGCCACUCUGCUACAACCCGAAGAUCCUGUAUGUUCUUACAUGUAUGGAAGAAGCCUCAUUGCCAGAUUGGGUUUCGGAGGAAGUUUCUCUGAUAUUGAUAUUGCCAUCAACCACCUUGAACGUGCUCUGGAAAUCGGUCUUACAGACAAAGCAAUGCAAAAGGAAACGCUUGAGAUACUGAUCGUGGGCUACAAGGUGCGCAUCAGCUAUUCAAACACCGAAGCCGAUCUUCGGCGCGCAUAUGAGUUGAUGGAAAGGCUCGACGUGGGGACCGAACACGGUUCCUAUAAGCAAUUCGAACAGCAAGAGUUGCAGUAUCUCUUGACCCGGCAUCAACGUGCUCCAGCAGAGGCCCGUGGCGCCCGCGAUGGCUUGUUGAGCGCCAAGACUGACAUUCAACGCGAUGAAUUGGGCGAACAAGAACACAUUGACACAGCUAUUUCAGCGGCCGAGGCAGCGCUUUCUGGCCUUUCACAGAGCGAUCGAAGUUAUAAAGCACUGCUGCUGGGUUUGUCCACGCAGUAUAUGAAACGGUACCUCCAGGCAGGACAUUCCGACGACCUUGAACGCGGGAUUUCACGAGCUGAGAAGGCUGUAGCCCUCAUGGAGCCCCAUGAUCUUCUGGGAAGAUUGUCAGCACAUUUCAAUUUGAGUGGACUUCUCAGCGCCAGGUGGGAAAGAAACCGUAACAUUGCAGAUCUUCAUGCAGCAGACUCUCAUAUCCGGAUAGCUAUCGGCAACCUUCCUGCAAACAUUUUCAGCACGGCGAAAGUAGCCAUGUUGUUAAGCGCCAGUCAUAUCCUGGCCUUUCAUCAUGAGGCGACAGGAGACAUAAGCAAACUCGAGUCAGGAAUUGCAAUGCUUGAAGACAUAAAUCGCGAUGGCUUGAAUCUUGUCGAUCGGCCUGCUAGGAGUGCUUAUCUCACUCUCUUAACAGGCCUGUACGAAAAUCUAUACUACGCAACGAAGAAUCUCCAGCAUCUUGACCGAGCUAUCACUCUGCUUGAUGAUGAAGGUCUUCACUCGGCCACUAUCGGCGGUUCGCUUGAUCCUGGGGUUUAUGCCCAAUAUGGGAGACUUCUUCUACAAAGAUUUCGCCAAACGAGAAACGGUUCAGACUUCCAAGUCGGGUCUAAACAUCUCGCGGCUGUCUGUGUUUCAGCCGAUGUGCUACCUAUAAGUCGUGUGCAAAUUGCCAGGACUCUGAUACAUUUCCUCAAUCAUACUGAGAAUUGGAACCUUGCUGCUAUGGCUGCUGAGCUGGCCCUCCCCACGCUGAGUCGUCUCAAUGCUCACGACUUACAGCGGGAAGAUCAAAUCUUUAUCAACCGGCAGAUAUCCGGCCUUGCGAGUGAGGCAUGUGUCGCCUUCUGUAAGUUAAAUCUGGUAGGCAAUGCAGUAAGAAAGCUUGAAUAUGCCCGUGGAUUUGUUGUAGGGCAUUUGAUCGACUCGCCGAGUGACCUGUCGAGCUUGAAGAGCACUCACCCAGCUUUGGCAGAAGAGUAUGAAGCUCUCCGUUCGCGGACGUUCAACCAUAUCACAGCAUCUUUAAAUCAGAGCACAUCACAAACUAGCCACCGAUACGAUGAUCUGAAAGAGCUCAGAGAGUGCGAGGAUAAGAUUCGUGAGAUCACAGGCUUCGAGGACUUUCCUCAGACACUGUCCAAGCAGGUGCUUGGAGAUCUUUUACGAGAAGGACCCAUCAUCAUUGUCAACGCGACGUGUGUGAGUACCGAUGCGAUAAUUAUGACCAUUCCUCGUGGCUGGGUUCUUCAUCUGCCCGAAAUGGGGUCUAAGGCGCCUCCAGAAUUCGUGCGGCGUCUCUUGAGCCAUGAAAACUUCCGUUGCACCACGGGAGAUUCGAAUAAAAGGGAUAUGGAGCCUGAGUUAUCACCGGAGGAUUUCACCCACGAGUGGUUAUCGUGGUUAUGGUUCACUUGCGUCAAGCCGUGCUUAGAUGGAUUGGGAGCGCAGGGUGAGCUCUCGUUGGAAGAACCCCGGUCCCGUGUGUGGUGGAUCGGAGCCGGUGCGGCCAGCGGGCUUCCCUUUCACGCAGCGGGGGAUUAUCGAAACGGGGGACACACAGACGGGCAGAGUUGCCUCGACCGAGUGAUUCCGUCGUACAUUCCUAGCCUGAGGGCCUUGAAGAACGCCCGCUCGAGAGCGGCUCAGGUCCUGCCCCUGCAACAAGCGACCUCCUCUCUUUUGGUGGUCACGAUGCCCGAGACCCCGGGUCAUGGCGCGCUCGCGAGUGUUCGACGUGAGGCACAAGGCAUCAUCCGUGCAGCCGAGCCUUCGUUACGGGUGACAGAACUGCCAGGGCCUUCCACAGCAGACGUCCUUGCCCAGCUCGGCAACUCGGACAUCGUCCACUUCGCUUGCCAUGGAUACUCCGAUCCCAGUAACCCGACGAGCAGCCAUCUCGUGCUCCAGAAGCAGGGUGUGUCGGGCAUGGGCAUGGUCCCUGACACGCUCGAGGUCUCCGCCCUCCUCGAUACACAGACCAUAUCUGCAUCGUUCCGUACCGAUGUGACCGUCUAA